AAAUGAACGACUCUAUUUCGACCUGGCAUUUUUCGGUGGCCAGGCGUUGGUCGCCGUUGAUUUUCAUUUAAUUACCGAACCAAAUUUCCGACACUUUAAACGAUGGCGGCAUAAAAUAAUUGCAAGUGCUGAAAACAUUAAGAAACCGGCUUGCAGCCCCAACUUUAUGUGGUUUUGGCUGCAGCUCCAGCUUCAGGUUCGGUCUUAGCUCCAGUUUCAGUUUCAGUUGCCACUCCGGUUGUUGGCCAGCUCGAUCGUUCGUUGGCUUUUUGAGUUGCAGGCGCGACUUUCGUUUUCAUUUUUUCUGCUGGUGUGUUGCUGCUGCUGUUGCUGAUGUUGCUGGUGCUGCUGUGCUGCCGCUUUUGCUGCCAAUUGUAAUUGAAUUUUGUGUUGUCGGCAAAGUGGCAACCGUCAGGCAACAGCGGCAGCAGAAUGGUGGCCUGGCCAACAACCGACAGCAAAAAGGAAGCAAUUUCAGGCUAAAUUUAGUUUAAAUGCCUACCCCUUCGCUCCCGACUGGCUAACUGACUGACUGACUGUCGUCGUCGCCGACUUUUUGCAGGAAUAUGCCGCCUGCUGUACAGUGUGUGCUCGCUUUUAGAGCCGCUGCUGCUGCCGGCUGGCAUUAUGCUUACUUUGGAAUUCAAUUAACUUGAAUUUGUUGCACUGGCGCGACGUGAUUUCAUUUUUCCCGAUGCACUUUUCAAAGCACCAUUCCUCGCUCCGAUGAUUGUGUUUUAUGGAAGCUAAUGAGUGCUAGCUCCGUUGGCGCAGCCCGAUUUCAACAAUUACGAGAGCGUUUUGUGCCCAUUGCUAAAAGAAAUGGAUUAUAAUUGUGCAAGAGAAAAACUAAUGUUUUCCAUUUUUUAUUUUUCAUUUUACAGCACAAAAAAAAUUAGCUUUUUACAAUUGCUCAUGAAAAAAUAAUGACAUAGGUGAUAAAGAAAUAACACGGCUAUUAAAGCUGUUGUUAAUUGAAAGCGAAAAUAAUAGAAAGUUAAUUUAAAUAAACUGGCCGAACUAAGAGUGCCAUAAAAUAUUUAUUCUCAUAUAUUGUUAGGUUGAGGAAUCCGACAGGAAAAUGGACCAAUGGACCUUCGUAACAUUUCUGUUUGUGAUCAAUGUUUAUCGAACCGCCUUCGUUGAAGCAGGCAAAAUUAAGGAUAUGUGCCUCGAACAGGUGGGAUUGACCCCCGAAGAACUUAGAGCCCGGCAUCAGACGGAAAUUCCAAACCCCAAUGUCAAGUGUUUCUUGAAAUGCUUUCUUGAGAACAUUGGAGUUAUCGCUGGCAAUAAGAUUAUACCUGGUGGGUUUGCCAAGGUUCUAGGCCCCUUAGUUACCGAUGAAGCCGUUGAGCGAAUGGAAACCGAGUGCCACGUUGUCGAGGCGGAUCCAAAUGAAGAAGACCCUUGUGAAUUCGCCUGGCUUAUGUCUUCGUGCUACGAAAGAUUGACUUUAUCAGACCUUCGGCAACAGCCGGGAGCCGAACGACGCAGGACAAAAAAGCGACGGAGAAGGCGCACGGGGUAGUGGUGCUAAUUAUAUUACAUGUUUGGUACAAAACUAACUAAUUUAUAUUUUGAUAUCUUGUAACGAUUAUAUUUCACCAUUAAAUUUCGCAACUUUAAACGAUUAUUUAAUA
Drosophila gunungcola (fruit fly) is the source of this 1643-nucleotide messenger RNA. It is a transcript of the gene Obp56i, whose product is annotated as general odorant-binding protein 56d. Gene Ontology annotation, molecular function: odorant binding. The record is from RefSeq and is a predicted model, not a curated record. NCBI's taxonomy places the organism in Eukaryota, Metazoa, Arthropoda, Insecta, Diptera, Drosophilidae. The transcript is spliced from 2 exons. Bases 1082 to 1531 code for a protein of 149 amino acids.